AUGAAAAGUAGGAGUGAACGAAAAAGUAGUCUGGGUCAAAUAAUAGCAGGCAGUUUGCGUCAAACGGAAAUUAUGCUAACCUUAGUUUAUAAAUCUGUUAAACAAACAGUGUUUGGCUCGUCAGAAGGAGGCACAAAUAUGAUGAAAGUAUCGUCUGCAGGAAGACUAAGAACCGUUGUACGAUAUCGCACACUAUACGCACUACGGAAAAACGGAAGGGAGAUAGAUUACAGGAAAGGGAAGAAAAAAAAGUUUGGAGGGAAACCUGCGUGCGUUGGUAAGGGAUAUGUUCCGCAAUUACACUUUCUUUUAUGGGCAUCAAUUAUGUGUAGCCAAACUCGUAGUAUCAAACAUUUUAGAAAAGCGGUAAAACUUAUUUGCUAUUUGAUAAAUCCGAGCGUUCUCCAGCCAGAGCAAUGGGCUGGACACCUUGCAUUUUCUAGAAAUGGAAUUUGGAGUAACCCAGAUUUGCGAAGAUCGUCAAAGCGUGAUAUUCAUUGCCAUGUUUUGCCACGUUUCGUGAGAUUAUCAAGCGACUCUG
Molecule: messenger RNA, 541 nt
Organism: Acaulospora morrowiae
Lineage: Eukaryota; Fungi; Glomeromycota; Glomeromycetes; Diversisporales; Acaulosporaceae
Source: the annotation of a GenBank genome assembly